Messenger RNA from Scleropages formosus (Asian bonytongue), 3320 nucleotides. It is a transcript of the gene arrdc3b, whose product is annotated as arrestin domain containing 3b. Gene Ontology annotation, cellular component: cytoplasm. Gene Ontology annotation, biological process: protein transport. The transcript has 8 exons. Lineage: Eukaryota; Metazoa; Chordata; Actinopteri; Osteoglossiformes; Osteoglossidae. The coding region runs from base 300 to 1646 and encodes 448 amino acids. The record is from RefSeq and is a predicted model, not a curated record.
UGCCUUAAAGUGAGCAGAGGAGUAAGCGCAACUUGUCUUUGUAUGGAGACCGUAGCGCUGUGCGCUUCGCCGCCGUGCUUUAGCUGUCGAGCGUCUAAGAUGAGUUGUUUUCGGAGGCAGCACUGAUCGAAAGCUGCGGCUUAUUUGAGGCAGAGGCCAGGGUUUCGGUCCGUGUUCCAACACAGCGACGCCGGACGUUGUGUCUUAUGUCAUUUAUGAGACAUUCCGACAUCUUUCCGUAGACUAAGUCUAAGAGAGAAAGAGAGAGAGAGAGUGUCUCUCUGCUGGCUGCAGGCAUCAUGGUGCUCGGCAAGGUGAAGAGCUUCACAGUGAGUUACGACUGUCUCAAUGACAGCAACGUCCCCGUGUUCUCGAGCGGGGACUCGGUCUCCGGCAGGGUGGUGCUCGAAGUGACCGGGGACAUCCGCGUCAAGUCGCUCAAGAUCCACGCGAAGGGUUUGGCCAAAGUUCGCUGGACUGAGUCGCGAAAUGCCGGAUCCAACACUGCCUACACUCAGAAUUACACAGAGGAAGUGGAAUACUUAAACCGUAGAGACAUCUUAAUUGGACAUGAACGAGAUGAAGAUAACUCUGAGGAAUGUCUCACCACUAUCCAUUCAGGACAUCAUGAGUACGCAUUUAGUAUAGAGCUUCCUCAGACACCUCUGGCUACCUCCUUCGAAGGCAAACACGGCAGUGUGCGCUACUGGGUCAAGGCUGAGCUGCACAGGCCUUGGCUUCUGCCCAUGAAAGUGAAGAAGGAAUUCACAGUGUUCGAACACAUCGACAUCAACACUCCUAUGUUGCUGUCCCCUCAGGCAGGCACAAAAGACAAGACUCUGUGCUGUUGGUUCUGUACCUCAGGCCCCAUCUCCCUAAGUGCCAAAAUUGAAAGGAAGGGCUACACCCCAGGGGAAUCGAUUCACAUCUUUGCUGAAAUCGAGAACUGCUCAUCGCGUGUGGUCAUGCCAAAGGCCGCCAUCUACCAAACACAGACCUUCUUUGCUAAAGGGAAAAUAAAGGAAGUCAAGCAGCUUGUUGCCAACCUACGCGGGGAGUCCCUAUCCUCUGGAAAGACAGAAACAUGGAACGGGAAAAUGCUCAAGAUCCCUCCCGUGUCCCCCUCCAUCCUGGACUGCAGCAUCAUCCGAGUCGAGUACUCACUCACGGUGUAUGUGGAUAUCCCAGGGGCUGUGAACCUGUCCCUCAAUCUGCCGCUUGUCAUCGGCACCAUCCCUCUUCACCCAUUUGGCAGCCGCACGUCCUCUGUUAGCAGCCAAUGCAGCAUGGCCAUGAACUGGCUCGGCAUGACUCUACUAGAGAGACCUGAAGCACCACCCAACUAUGCAGAAGUCAUCACAGAGCAGCAGAGGCAGAACAACUUGGAACAGCCUAUGGCACGGAACGAGUUUGAGGGACCCCUGUUUGCCUAUAUUCCUGAGUUCCGAUUCCAGCCACCUCCACUCUACUCGGAGUGGUUUCACCUUUGCUGUAGAAGAGCAACAUACAAACAAAAAGAAAUGACAAAAGGAAAAAAUUGCAAGACUGUCCCCCCCAGGAGAUGCAGAGGCGCAUCCCGGGAGAUGGCGCACAUUGGAUGGCCUCUCUUGAAAUGGCACAGACCAGUCUCUUGGCUGGUCCACUGAGUUCGUGUUGGGCCUCUUGGAAAUCUGGCGAAAAUCUCUGACUGAGAAGACAUUGGAUUUAGCCACUAAAUGGUGUCCUUGCUUUGAGUCUCUAUUACACAAAAUUGGAGAACCAAACAGAAAUGUAACAAAAACUGUAGUAUCGCAGAUCACAGAAGUCAGCAGUGGGGAGUAAAAUGCUCAUUCUAUAUGUUAAUUUUUUUAAGUUUAUUUAAAUAUUUGUUUUCUUCUAGAUAGGUAGAGCAUUUUUUCCUCCAUUUGUCUGAAGGCUGUAUAUCUGGAGUCUUGUUCUGCAUGAUUGAGUAAUGCAGUAAAAACCAUAUUUAAAAACAAUAGAUACAAAUUCUAAGGUGGCAGUUCUGCCCGCAUUUCGAAGCGUUUUAAUUUUCUCAGCCUUGUUACAUUUUUGUAAAGAGAAGUGGGCUGGGAUGGACAGAGCAUGUUUCAAUGUUACUCAGGCUCCUUCACCAUUGCCUCAUUUGCUGCCCACCUAAGUGUGACUCCUGCUUCCAGAUUGUUACAUUUCAGAGUUCAGUUGCCUUCAAGCCAGUCGUCAUCUGCAUCGCUGUCUGCCGUCUGUACAAGUGGCUUUGCUGAGUGUGACUGAAAUACAGGGCACGCAAAACAGGAGACUGCGGGUGAGCGAAGAAGCGCUACGAUGCGGCGGUCCUGAGCAUUUGCCUUUUUGCCGAGAGCGCUGAGUGAGGCUGUGUUACUGACUGCCUAAAAGCCCCCGAACUCAGGUGAUUUUCUCACUGGCCAAAACAACUGGAAAAUUGGUCACUGCUUUCAGUUGCACUGUUCAGUGAAGAAUGCAGAAGGAGAAGAGAGGGAGCAGAAACAAGCAGGCAGCUUUUGAAGACAACAUUCCUUUAGGUCCAGCUGAGCUUCUCUACACAGCUGUUUCUUUUUUUUUUUUUUUUUUUUUUUUCUUUUCUUCUUGUAAAUGAGGAUAAAGGUAAAAGAAAAUAGUCAAGGAAUGGGCUAAGUUGAUCGUAACUUAGUCUAGUGAAACACUAUUGUGAAGUUGAUGCUGUAUCAGAGUUUAGCCAUAAUGUGGGCAGAGAGCUUAAAAUGAGGAGCACGUUGGUUUCAAAACUCAUUUAUGAAAAAGGUAAAGCAUGCCUAGAUGAAGCUUAACUACAGUAGGAAAGGAGGAUCUCGAACAAAUCAGUUGCACAGACCACCUCGGUAAUAAAGCAGGGUCAAAAAUCAGUGUGUUCACUGAUACUGUCAGACGUGAGUGGAUGUCUUUGAGUUUUUGUGAAGCAGUUUUGUGUGCAUGCAUGUGCUCUGCUGGGAGCCGCUAAGAGCUCUAAACCCAUGCGCUCUUUAAUAUCAACCAAUAGACUGAAAAGUGAUCUUAUCAUAGUUGCCUUGGCGAAGUGUCAUCCUUACAUUUCGUUUCUUGUUCGUGUGUCCUUUGUUUUUAAUGGAUUCAAAGGGAAGAUCCUUCAAAAACUUCAAGGUUCUCAAUCCCAAAACAAGUCCUUUGUUGCGGUUUUAAUCUUUUUCAUUUUCCCAGUGAUUCCUGAUUUGAUUAUGUCCUGGGGCAUUUUUGAAAACUACCUUUUAAAAUCAUGGGUAUAGGGAACAAUGGCUUCUGUUGAGCAACUCGUGUUCUACUGAGAAGUUUGAUUUGAAAUUUUGAUAUUGACAAAAAAAAAAAAAAAA